CAUGAUGUACUCUACAAUAAAAAAGGAACUUGAGUUUUUGCUUUUUUUGUAUUAUUAUCAUUUAUUUUUAUUGGUUUAUUAUUAUUAUUUUUUGUUUGUUUGAAAUAUUACACUUCAUGCAUGCAGAACUAAGUCAAAAGGCUUCGAUUGUAUGAUAUUGAUAUUAGGAUAUAUGUGGUAUUUUGAUGAAAAAGGAGAGAGAGAGAGAGAGAGAGAGAGAGAGAGAGAGAGAGAGAGAGAGAUUAAUUAUAUACGUAUUUUAAAAGAUCGAGUACCCAUGUAGCAGGUAGGAGUUUAUGAUGGCCAAGGUAGGAAUUUUGGGGAUUUAAAAACUGCCUCGGUCGUCACGCGAGACAACAAUAUUAAAACAGGAAGUGAAUUUACUAUUUCUGUGUCAGGAAUGCGUUUUUCUUCAUUAAAUGAUCCUAGAUUGUCAUGGAGGUAACAUCCUACCUGAAAUUUCUUUUGGUGAUUUGGGGAUUUGCUUCGACAGAUGCAUGUGUCCCGAGAAUUUCAGGUAGUUCAUCUCUUACCAUCAAGGUUGGUUUCAAUCACACCUUCACAUGUAGUUACUCGUCAUGCGAUACCAACCAAACAUUGUACUGGCGGAUCAAUGGCAACAAACAGACUGAUGGUGUUACAGAGUCCUACAGUACGACUAGCACUACUAAUAACAAUAUCACGACAAUCACUUACAACGGCAGUAGCGACUUCACGUACUCCCCAUCAAGACCAGCCUCUAACAGCCAGAACAACGUCGUGGUGUACUGUUUCGCUGGAACACGCAAUUAUAAUGUUGAAGUGACCAUACACUAUGGACCAGACGAACCUAGGUUAAGCAAAACAGGAUCCAUGGAUAUCGUCGAAUACAGCGCCGUACCUCGGAUAUCUUGCAGCUCCAGUUGUAAUCCUGCAUGCACAUAUCAGUUUUGGAAAGACGGAAAACAAGUUUUAUCAACAAGCACAGGAAUCUUUAUUAAAGACUCGGUUCUUAAGAGUGACACCGGAACAUAUACUUGCCGAGCUUCCAAUCUAGUUAGCCAUAAGAAUUCCGUACAGACUUUCUCUCUUAAUGUCCUACACCCUCCCAUCUUCUCUCUGACACGUUCGCCGUCCAGUGAUCAGCUGGAGGAGGGCACAUCAGUCACAUUCUUGUUCAGACCAACAACGCACGGUAACCCAAGGUCGUAUGACUUCCUAGAGUGUACCCACACCGCAGACGGCAGAUAUCUCAGGCUUAUGCCCUACACGAACAACACACAGCAUCAGAUCCAAUUUGUGAUUAAAAAUGUAUCUUUUACGGACAGAGGGUCAUACACAUGCGGAGUGACCAACGGAAUACAGGCCAGAAGCGGAAACUCAGUUAUAAAGGGUUCUCGCAACUUAGAUUUAAAAACUCCGCCCCUUAUUUUGAUGGAUACAAAGAACAAAACACGUUCUGAUGACGGAAACUGGACAUUGAGUAUAGAUUUCAUCAGUCUUAAUAAUCAACCAGAGGCAUAUUGGAUCUAUCUUGCUGACGACAAAGCGCCAGGGAGCAUUGAGAGUAUAGGUCCUAGACAAAUCUCUUACGAAAUUGAAAAAGAAAACAUCAUCUAUAAUAUUCCCAGUUAUAUAACGAAGAUAAAAGCGAAAGACGCGGGAAAAUAUGUGGCAUUUAUAAAGAAUGACAUGGGUAGAGAGGUAGUGGAGUAUACCAUCAGCUCCCCGGGAACCUCGGAGGUCUCUGAGGACAGGCCCGCGGCACUAAUCGCUGCAGGGUCUGUUUUCCUGGUUGUUGGUAUCAUCUGUAUUGGUGUUGCUCUGUUUUUGCUGUACAAAACUCGACAGCAAAAGACUAAACUGAAAGAAACCUCUAGACAACGACAUCCAUCAUUGUAUGUUCCUCCCUCUGUGGACGAUGUGGACUCAGUUACGAGGACGAAUGAAUAUCAACAGUCUAUUGGGGUAGCAAAUCCGGCGGAAGUAGAAUUAUCUGUUGCAAACCAGGAAGGUCCAUAUAUUACACCACAAAACACUGACGCAACACCGAAGAUCAUAAAGCCUCCUGUAGGAGAGUACAAACGUCAACAGAACGAAGUAAAAAAUGUUCUCUACGUAAACAAUGAAAUUAAAAAUGAAUCUGUGAAAGAAAAAUACGUAACAGUUCUUGCUCCAGGGAGCGAACAAGCGCCAUUUUAUGAAACACCACAAACAUUAAUGGCAGCCAAAGCGAAAGGAAGAUCAAAACCAAAGAAAGACCAAAACCCAUACGCUAAUCAAAAGGCGAAAAAUCGGAAAGGUGACGCCAAACACUAUGCAAAUGUAGAUUAUAAAGCAGGCAAAGCCUAUGAAAACCACAUGCCAGGAUCGUAGCACAAAGGUCGAUAUAUUUUAUAUUAAGAUGCUUUAAAAACUAUGGUGCAUUGGCUUUGUUGAAAAAUGCCUCACAGUUUAUUACUGUAAACAAAAAUAGACAGUGAAGAAUACCAAGAACAAGAAGCCACACUAUCACAAUAUGUUGUUUAUUUGGAAGAACCUACAGCUUUGCGAAAGGAUGGUCCAUGUAUUCAUCAUAACUGUGGUAUAUGAUUGCUUUACAAAUAUCCGCUCCAAUUUACAGAAAUGAUAUUUGGGUAGAGGGUUUUAUUUUAGUAAAAUGUAGACUAUCAUUUGGAAUGGUAAAUUGUGGAGUAAAGAAAAGGGAAUGCCUUAUCGAGAGAUAUUGUACAGAAUGGAGUAUUUUGAGGGGUCGAUAUGUGAUGGUAUGGUCAAUCUUUUUUGUUUUCAUGUAAUAUGUUUAUUUUCCAAUGAAAAUGGGAUACAUUGUUCACGGUGCACCACGAAUACAGGGGGCGCACAAAACAAUGGUGUCCUCAAGUGAUUGCGUCAUUACAAGGAAUAGAUAGAGAAUUUAUUAUUUCUGAUUGUAAUUAAGAGCCAGUUAAGGAUUUUGUGUAAAAAUUAAGUGUUGUUACUAACAAACGAUAUGACUGUACAACAUAUUUAGUCAUUUAUUAUAUUUAUGUAUCCCGUAUGUGAUGUAUCGCUGUCCAUGGUAUCUCAGUUUAGAUCAGACUAAUAAGGAUGAGCAAUUCUUAAAAUUACUUUUUAUCAAUAUUAUCGACGACCAAAAAACUACAAUGAAUAUGUCAGAAAUUCCAUGAGCAACCAACGCAUGCAAUCAUUAACUUGCAAUCCUUUCACACUGUGGACUAGAAUAUGUAAAUCAGGUAUCAAUGAACGGAGCAUGUUAAUAAUAUAUUGAAUCCGUAUCUCUAAUGUAAUUUUUCUGUUUACUAAUGUACGCAAGUGAUUCAAUCUUUACAAAUUAAUGUUUGUGUAAAUCAACUUAACCGAAAUACACACACAAAAUCAUCAAACAUGUAUCAAGAGAGAGAGAGAGAGAGAGAGAGAGAGAGAGAGAGAGAGAGAGAGACUGAGGAAGCUGUGCUAUUUUUUCCGACAAUGUACUUUUUCUGUUAUCAUGCUAAGUUGCUUAUUUUAACAAAUUUUGAUCUAUAGGUUGCCUCCUUGUUUAUAUAGUAAUAUUGAAUUAAAGUGGAACUAUGAAAUCUAAAGAACCAAAUAACUGAAUUUCAGGACUAACCUCCUGCCCCCCCCCCCCCCCCCCCAUCAUUUAGGAUUUGUAGCUUUGGGGUUUAGUUAUAUUUAUUUGUUUGUUUUUUACUUUUCAAGAAUUGUCAGAUAAUUGUGAAGUCAACUUCACCCUGCCUCCCUCUUUUUUGAAAACAAUGUUACAUGACCGAUUAUAUUUAUAUUAUUAUAUGGUUUCGUGUUUAAUUCUGUCCAAGUAAUGGUACUAUUAAUACCAAAACUUCCAUGAGUAAUCUGGAAAAAAAUGUAACAAACACAUGGACAGAAUUAAACACGAAGUAGAUCUACUGGAUAUAGGUCUAUACCCCUUCCCAUCCCUUCAAUUUAAUGAAAAGUAGAUUAUAAGUGUUCUUUGUAAAAUCGAAUAAACUAAACUUUGUUAUUAUAAGAGAUAUGAUACAACCUGAUAAAACCCAGCUCAUUAUAAAGAUUUUGAUACCGUAAGCUUUACAAUACCCUAUUUGUUACUAAUAUUCUAUCUGAAUCUUAGGACCCUAGCCGUAAGCCCGCCCCCUACUUCCGGUGUAAGAGCAGUAACUGCAAAAAUGAAGGCAAUUGUUCUCGUGAUAUAAACGUACCUUAACCUGUCUGAAGCAUGGCAUUUGCGACUCUUUAUAGUGAUAUUUAUCUUAAUUCAUUAGGAGGGUUUUAUUAUGUCUGUAGUUUUCUCUCAAAUGACAAAAAAUGACUUAACUGUCGCUUUUUUUUUAAUGUGAUUAAUAAUGAGAAUUUCAGAAUAUAAAUAUUAUAAAGAAAUAUAUACACUUUUAAUGCGUUUAUGAGAUCCAUAAGAUAAGAAUGCCGUGGUAUUUAAUGUAAGAUCGGCAUACAUUCCAUUAUUUAAGGAGGAGUAACACACUAGAGAUAUUUGAUGAGGAUGAAAAGUGGAAGAUGUCUAUGUGUAAUGAUAUUUUGAAACUUUCAAAAAGGACCUCCCCACUUUAGCUGGAGCUUGUGGUCCCUCUUUACCAUCCCUCUUUCAAAGAAACAUGGAGUUAUUUAUUAUACUUUUUAGUAAAUGUUAAACACUGAUGUAUCUCUACUUAGUGUAUAGUCCUUUAUCCCUGGGGUAUUGCUAGAUAAGGGUAGAAAAAUAAGUUUUAAAUGGUCAACCUUAGUCUGAAAAAUACAGAAUUACUAUCCGAGGCCAAUACAGGUAUAUGAGGUAGAAAGAAAACAUAAUUUUUGCAGAUUUUUAUUGUAUCUAUUUUUAUGAAUUUCAUCACCAUUGUCCAGUCUUGCCUUUUUGAUGUAAUGUUCUAUAUUACAAAAACGACUUAGAAAAGAGAAAUCUGGAGAACAUUGUGCUCGAUAUGAAGAAAGGCUUAAUAACCGGUCAUUCAAUGAAUAUCAAUAGAGAUUUAACAAAAACAGACAAACCCGAUUUCAAAAGACAGCAUAGGUCUUAAUGUUAGGGAACUUUUCAGUAACAUAAAAUUCCAAACCUCUAAGUUAUGGUAUCAAUAAAAAUCUAGGGGUAUUGUAAAUUGCAUGAUUCAAACUUCGAUGUUUUACUGAAUCAUCGGGGGCCGUAUGUUUCAGCUAGAGUCGGGAGGUCCUUUACUUUAUUUAGUCAAAAUAUGCAGUUUUAGUAGAAAGUAAUCUGACAAAAAUUUCAAACCCCUACUAAACUCGAACCCACGAUCUACAGAUCAGCAGUCGUCACGUUAACCGACAAGCUUCCGAGCUAGGCGAUUAGAUUAAAAAGAAAUAUACAAAUACAAUGUACUGCAGAUAUUUAUUUUCAUUUAUGUUUUAAAGGGAAAUCAGCCAUUAUGAUGUCCUUGGAUUCAAAUUGCGUUGUAUUACUACAAAUUUUAUAGAUGAAACAGGCAUAAUGAUUCAGCUCAAUUAUGUUUUAAUUAUAUUUGUUGCUUAGUGGCUUGUUUUGUAGGAGUUAUGAGAUCGAUCACUGGUCAUACAGUUUUAUGAAUACUUCAUUGUAUGAUUAAAUAGUUUUAUCUGUUUCUAAUCAAUAGUAGUGAUGCGCUUUUAUUUGCAUUAUUUAUGUAUGUUCACACUAUAAGAAAAAUUCUAUCAAUUGUUUGUUUAAAUAAAAAAAUGUUAUAUACUUGA
Molecule: messenger RNA, 5673 nt
Organism: Ostrea edulis (European flat oyster)
Lineage: Eukaryota; Metazoa; Mollusca; Bivalvia; Ostreida; Ostreidae
Exons: 12
Coding region: 436-2355 (639 amino acids)
Source: RefSeq, a predicted model, not a curated record